AUGUCUUCAUACUACCAAUUCAACCACCACCAGGCGCAUCCCACCCCGGCUGUUCCCGGAGCCUCCCACAACCACCAUGGCGGCCGGAAUCGCAGGGCCCCCAGACUCUCCGUCUCCCAGAACCAGCAUAAGCAGUUCCGCGGCGUGCGCAGCAUGAAGGAGUUGACCGAGUCAGCCACCCUCAACGCUUUCCGCACAAAGUUCGAGGCCGGUCGCUCCUUCGAUCUCGAGGACGACAUGGAAUUCUGCCCUGGCCUGUUGACCGACAGCGACAUGAACUCCAUCCACAGCUCUUCUGAGCGCUCCUCCUUGGCGAGCAACUCGCCAGAGUCCUCGCCGACUCAGCAGCCCCAGACCAUCGCCCCUGGCUUCUCCCUCAACUCGUCUUCCCCAGCCUUCAUUCCUCCCGCCUACCAGCAGUCCGCCAUGAAGCUUCACCAGCCUUCCGCCACCCGCGCGCGCAAUGCCAUUCCCAUUGUCAACCCGGCUACCGGCAUCACCAUGUCGAGCCCUCCGCCUUCGGUGUCCCCGUCCAGGAUGCAGCAGAGCAUCCGCAGAUGGUAA
Molecule: messenger RNA, 564 nt
Organism: Colletotrichum graminicola M1.001
Lineage: Eukaryota; Fungi; Ascomycota; Sordariomycetes; Glomerellales; Glomerellaceae
Exons: 2
Coding region: 1-564 (187 amino acids)
Source: RefSeq, a predicted model, not a curated record